This is a messenger RNA of Aspergillus japonicus CBS 114.51, 1064 nucleotides long. RefSeq names its product palmitoyltransferase YKT6. Gene Ontology annotation, cellular component: membrane; Golgi apparatus. The record is from RefSeq and is a predicted model, not a curated record. Gene Ontology annotation, molecular function: SNAP receptor activity. The coding region runs from base 193 to 780 and encodes 195 amino acids. Gene Ontology annotation, biological process: endoplasmic reticulum to Golgi vesicle-mediated transport. NCBI's taxonomy places the organism in Eukaryota, Fungi, Ascomycota, Eurotiomycetes, Eurotiales, Aspergillaceae. The transcript has 4 exons.
CUUGGACACACUCAUUACCUCCCCAGAUAUAAUUCAUGAUGAUAGAUUGAGAAAGAACCCGUGAUGACGACUCAAAGAAAGGCACGGAUGCCCCAGGCGCCAAGGCGGUGAGAAGCGCAACCUCAACCGUCUCCCCGCAAGCUUUCGGCUGGUCAUCGACGUCAGCCUCACAGAACCCCCGUCGUCGUCAACAUGAAGAUCGUUUACAUCGGAAUCCUCCAAAAUGGCCAGGCUCCCGCGGUGGAGCUCUGCGCCGAGCGUGAGCUUAGCAGCUACUCGCGCUUUACCAGGGGUAGCAUUAGCGAGUUCAUGACCAUGUUCAGCAAGACCGUCGCCGAACGCACGAAACAAGGCCAACGACAGGACAUUCAAGAGCAAGACUUCACAUUCCACGUAUACGCGCGCACCCAGGGUAUCGCCGGUGUCAUCAUCAGUGAUAACGAGUACCCUUCGCUCGCCGCUCACCAGGUCCUUUCCAAGACUCUUGACGAGUUCCUCACCCUCCACCCGAACGCUGGUUCCUCGCGGGAACCGAUCUCCUUCCCCUCGCUGAAGACCUACAUCCAAGCCUACCAGGACCCUCAUCAGGUGGACAGCAUCCUCAAGAUCCAGAAGGAGCUGGAUGAGACGAAGAUCGUACUUCACAAGACCAUCGAGAGUGUCCUCGAACGCGGCGAGAAGAUCGACGACUUGGUAUCCAAAUCGGAGGGUCUGAGUGCACAGUCGAAGAUGUUCUACACCUCGGCGAAGAAGCAGAAUUCCUGCUGUGUGAUCAUGUGAGGGCACAUGGGUUGACCCCGACUCGAGUCGCCAGUACAACCCCGGCGGAAAUACACCAGCGACCGAAUAUCAUGACUUCGUUUUGAGAGCGUUUUUUGUUUGCUACAGGGCAUUCGUUUGCAGUUCUGGACCAGUAUUGCUUGAUUCAUGAAUAGGGAUGGAAAACCCGGGUGCUUCGAAUUACGGGAGAGAAAGGCGGGGCGGGGGGUUUAGAAUAGGCAUUCUUAUUUGCUUUAGGGCCCGAAGAGCAGCAGUCAAUGCAGUGUGGGCUUUGAUGAUUUGAC